Molecule: messenger RNA, 3218 nt
Organism: Gadus morhua (Atlantic cod)
Lineage: Eukaryota; Metazoa; Chordata; Actinopteri; Gadiformes; Gadidae
Gene: septin8a
Product: septin 8a
Exons: 10
Coding region: 307-1731 (474 amino acids)
Molecular function (GO): GTP binding
Source: RefSeq, a predicted model, not a curated record
CUGUACCCUUCUCCUCCCUGUCAGCAGCGAGACUCCUCUAGUAGUUCAGGAAGUCGCCAUAUUAGAGCCAGCAGCAGUACCCUCCUCCUCCUCCCUGUAAGCAGCGACCCGCCAUAUUGGAGCCAGUGGCCGUACCCUUCUCCUCCCUGUCAGCAGCGAGCCGCCAUAUUGGAGCCAGCGGCCGUACCCACCUACUCCCUGUCAGCAGCGAGCCUCCUCUAGUAGCUCUAGGAAACCCAGAGAGUGAGACGUGGGCUGCUCCCUUCGCCCUGUUCGGCUUAACAGCAACACAAUACAUUCCGCACCAUGGCUGCCACGGACGUUGACAUAUUCUCAAAUGAGGAGAAGCGCAACCUCAACCUGGGGGGCCAUGUUGGGUUCGACAGCCUGCCCGACCAGCUGGUCAGUAAAUCGGUCACACAGGGUUUCUGCUUCAACAUCCUGUGCGUAGGCGAGACGGGCAUCGGCAAGUCCACGCUGAUGAACACGCUGUUCAACACCAUGUUCGAGAACGAGGAGGCCAGCCACUACCAGAACAGCGUCUACCUCCGGCCGCGAACCUACGACCUGCAGGAGAGCAACGUGCACCUCAAGCUCACCAUUGUAGACACGGUGGGCUUCGGUGACCAGAUCAACAAAGAGGACAGCUACAAGCCCAUCGUGGACUACAUCGACACCCAGUUCGAGAACUACCUGCAGGAGGAGCUGAAGAUCAAGCGAUCGCUCUUCAACUACCACGACACGCGCAUCCACAUCUGCCUGUACUUCAUCGCCCCCACGGGCCACUCCCUCAAGUCCCUGGACCUGGUCACCAUGAAGAAGCUGGACAGCAAGGUCAACAUCAUCCCCAUCAUCGCCAAGGCGGACACCAUCUCCAAAAGCGAGCUCCACAAGUUCAAGAUCAAGAUCAUGAGCGAGCUGGUGAGCAACGGGGUGCAGAUCUACCAGUUCCCCACGGACGACGAGGCCGUCACCGAGAUCAACGCCUCCAUGAACGCCCAUCUUCCCUUCGCCGUGGUGGGCAGCGUGGACGAGGUGAAGGUGGGGAACAAGACGGUGCGGGCCAGACAGUACCCCUGGGGCGUGGUGCAAGUGGAGAACGAGAGCCACUGUGACUUCGUGAAGCUGCGGGAGAUGCUGAUCCGGGUGAACAUGGAGGACCUGCGGGAGCAGACGCACGCCCGCCACUACGAGCUGUACCGCCGCUGCAAGCUGGAGGAGAUGGGCUUCAAGGACACGGACCCCGACUGCCAGCCCUUCAGCCUCCAGGAGACGUACGAGGCCAAGAGAAAGGAGUUCCUGGGUGACCUGCAGCACAAGGAGGAGGGCAUGAGGCAGAUGUUCGUCAGCAAGGUCAAGGAGACGGAGGCGGAGCUGAAGGAGAAGGAGCGCGAGCUACACGACAAGUUUGAGCAGCUGAAGCGGCUGCAUCAGGAGGAGAAGAGGAAGGUGGAGGAGAAGAGGAGAGACCUGGAGGAGGAGAUGAACGCCCACAACAGGAAGAAGGUGGCGGCGGAGACGCUGGCCCUCGCCCAGCCGCUGAAGAAAGACAAGGACCGGAGGAAGCCGCUGAACACAGAGAACCAGUCCGGAGUGAGCGCCUCCAACUCCAAGGUGAUGAUGGCCAAGGCCAGCGUGGAGCCCUUGAACUGCCACAGCUGGUGGCACGCCAUACAGUGCUGCACCUGCCUGGUCCACAACGCCACCUGGAAGCCCGGGGGUCUCUUCUGAUGCGGACCCCGACCCGGGUCAAUGGACAGGACGAACUGGGGGUGUUCGGCGACCAGCAGGGCGUGGAACUGAAGGGCGAGGUAGAGAGCGAGAAAGAGAGAGCGAGCAGUGAAUACAUGUUAGACUGAGACAACAAAGAGAGACCAAAGUAUCUAAGAGUUCACAUCGUCCCCAUCGUCGACCAGUCAUCCAUUACCCACAAAACCUUCCCUUUGAUUUCUAUGUUUGCCACUUUCGUGAGACAAAUCUCAAUAAGGCUUAAACGCAGUAGUAUUGAAAAGUUCUGCUUUGACCUCGUAUUGGUAGCCCCUAUUCUGCAGCCCUUCUUCCAGUCCUCCCCGGGGUCUGACCUCAGAGACGAUGCAUGGCAGCCAGGCGCGAGGACUGGACCCCGUAUAGCUCGACAAGCCGUCAGGAGUCAUUUUCACACCCAACAUUAAAUAGGUUUCCUGCCGUUUCUCUCGCAUGGGCAAAUUACAUCCAUUAAGUACUAUACGAUUGGUUUGUACGUAGAGCAGGUUUAUAUGUAGAUCAAUAUCUUACCAUAACUUUUGUACAAAAAUGGUCUGUCUUGGUGUUAAGUACGUCUCAAUGUAAGUGGUAUGAGGCGAGUCUGACCGGUGGAUGUGAGAUGACUAUUCAGUAAUACUCUUUUGAACGGCCCCUCCUCAGAGGUUAGGUGUAAGCUGAAUUGAUGUACGUGCAGUGAAUAUAAUUGUUUGCUGUAAUGUAAUCGUGACAUCAAAGGCAACUAAAUGUUAUAUGGAUACGUUGACAUUUUUAAUUUUUCGUGAGCCUUGUUAGAUCAAGGCGCAUCGAGGAUUGACAGAAAGAGGAGGCCAGUAUUAUGGUCAUUUGAAUCCAGAAACCAUGGUCACGAUCCGGUUAAUAGCCUUAAGCAGACCAUGAACAGAAAGAGUCCUGCAAAAGGACUUGGCGGGCUAUGUCUCUGGUGGAAGUAGCAAUGGGACCCAUAUGGUCGAUUUGAUAUCAUAUGUACUUGGUUUCAGCCCAUUCAUUCACUAUGGCUUUCCCUGUUGUAAAAAUGUAACAAAUUAAUCCAGAUUAUUCUGGAAGGCAGAUACAACAGAUUUGAUGAAAUGUGGGUUACACUUUUACCCUUUUACAAAAAUCUAUUAUAAAAGUGACCCUGAUCUGCGUGCCAGUCUCAGAUGGUCGGGUAUUAGACCUUCCCUUAUUUUUUCAAAUAAUUGAUUCCUCCCUUCUAAAACAAUCCAGAUUGCGUCGUGAAGUGAGUGGGAAAUGCAUGGGUCAACGUGUUUGAUUCAUUUCAAAUCGGUGUACCAUUGUGGAUUUAGGGUGACAAAUAUUGGUUUUAUGGAUUGCUGUUUUGAAAGACAACAUAAAAUAUGACUAUUUAUAUACAUGGUAAUGCAAAGAAGUAAUUUUUCCAGAGGCAAUGUAAUGAGUAUUUACAAUAGUCAAGAAGCACUAUUUAAAUAAAUAUGCUUAUAAAUGUACCUUUA